Molecule: messenger RNA, 2988 nt
Organism: Ophidiomyces ophidiicola
Lineage: Eukaryota; Fungi; Ascomycota; Eurotiomycetes; Onygenales; Onygenaceae
Exons: 2
Coding region: 1-2988 (995 amino acids)
Biological process (GO): mitotic spindle orientation checkpoint signaling; regulation of Ras protein signal transduction
Cellular component (GO): mitotic spindle pole body; SIN/MEN two-component GAP complex
Molecular function (GO): GTPase activator activity
Source: RefSeq, a predicted model, not a curated record
AUGGAGAUCACCUCUUCGCGAUUGCAAAAACUCGAAGCUGAGGAGAUCGAAUGCUGGGACGACGAUGAAGAUCUCCAUUGUGGGGAAGAUAUCUACUUUCGAACAACUUCUUCUGCGGCAUCCGUGACGGGAUCAUCUGUUCGACCUUCCGGCCACCGCGAUUCUAUUUCGUCUCGCAGGUCUUGCAGAUCUGAUCGAGACUCUAACUACGGCGAUGAAGAGAGCUGGCAAUUGCUGCUCAAUGAAAACGAUGAGUUUGGGACUGAAGACGCGAUUUCUUCUGCGAAAAACGCGGGUAUCCCCAUUCCUGAUGGAAUACCCAAAUCGGCGCUCCUUGGAGGAACAAUCAAGAGACUUGGGGGCCGCAAGGGAAAACGGGUUCCGGGUGACGACUGGUCGGACGACUUAGACCUCGCCGGACUGACUGGAGGGCUGGAGCUGAGAUUCAAGCACGAAGCCACCUCCCCCGAAUCUCUGCUCCACCUGAGCUCCUUACCGACAAGCCCAUCAAAGUCCCGAGAUUUGGAUCUUUUCACGGAAAUUAUUAACAACCGCUCUCCGGCUCCAAGGGCUUUAUUUGGUGACCUAGAUAAGUUUCGAGAUACCGAGGAAGAUGCCUCUUUCGAUGAUGUUCCAACCAUCAAAAUGUCCAAACCACGCCUGCUGCCAUCAAAUCCAUUCACUACACCCCCGCCAAAGGAACGCACUGCUCUAGAUGACAGUUUUGAAAACGAUCUUGUACUCCCUUCGGAUGACGAACCUCUUCGUUUGUCUAAUCGUCGAGAUGACUCUAAAGCGUCUGACACUUUUGGUGACGAGUUUGACGCCGAAUGGGCCGAGGGAAGCAUUGGAGUUCGUUUCGGCGGAACAAAGAGAGAGACAUUUUCAGCCCGUAGUUCCACCGCGUCUGCAUUAAGCCCCAGUGUUUCUAGCUGUUUGACAGCGGAGAGUGAAGAUGGUCUCGAUGGUCUUGUCCUUCCCGACGGCCCCUUGGACUUUGAAAAAUCCCUCCAGAAAAGACAGGAGCUUCCGCCGCCCGAUGUGCCCGAAUUCCUCCCUGCGACAGAUACCCCAAAAGAGUUGAAUCGUGCCGGAGAUGAUUUUUUCUCUGGUAUUGAGAUUGGUGACGGGGAGGUAUUCGACACCGAAAAAUUAACACUGAACAGAAAUAUCAAACGAAAGGUUGAGCGACCAGCCAGCCCAGUUCGUCGCGGAGCAACCACUAUCACCUUUACAAGCAGAACCAGCAACACUCGAAUUCCGCGGCUCUCAAGCCAUGAGAGGCAACAUUCAACCGUUCUAGAACCUGUGUCCGAAAGUGGGGCGCCAGUGUCUCGGUAUACGCGUCCUACUUCACGACUUAGCGGCCAUGCCGCCCAUUCCUCUUUGUCGAAUGUCUCUGUCUCCAGUACUAGUUCCGUAUCCUCAAACCCCUCAACGCGCCGGCCAACAAGCAGUCGGGGCUCAAAGGAGACGCUUCGAAACGACCCUACGACCACAACUGCUCAGUUACUCAAAGCGAAGCGCUCCGUUCCAGCUCUACGGAAUUUCAAUACCACUAUAUCUCCAAGCCUUCAACGAUCCCCUGGGCGGCCGGAUAACACUCUCUCCACUCGAGCCACGCUGUCUCCGCGCCCAAAAACGCCCGUUGAUCGGCCAAUUAGUGACAUUCGGCCUGGCCCGCAACGACGCUCUCAUAUUCCUUUUAUUCCAGCCGGGGCUUCCCCUACCCAGUCGCACCAUGUUAGCCUAAAAACAAGCCGGCAGUUUCGCCGUGCGGAUUCAGACAGCUCUGGAGAUAUAUUUGUGCACCAGCGAUCAACGUCGAGGGUCUCAAACUCGUCAGCCUUGUCUGAUACCACUCGCCGUGGAAGCAAUGACCUCCCUCCUGGGUCAUUCAUUGCUGCGGCGAAGCAUACCGUCACCAAGCCGAACCGCAAGAGACACUUUGGGGAUGGCACGGAACUUGAUGUUUUCGAUGACCUUCCCACGUCGGCGACGACUGAAAGUAAAUUUGUGAAAGCGCCCAUCAAAAAGGGCCCGCCUCGGGCGCUUCGUAACCGACUUAGCCAGUCCGGGUUUACAAUUCCUUCCAAGCCCGACGUCACCAGUCCGUCGACGCCAGUAAGCACGCCCAUGAGCCCGCCGCGGCCAGACUACACGCCCCGGUUUGCUCGUGACACGAACGCGUCGAGAAAAGCCCGUGAGCAGACGAUUGCUAGCAUUGCGAAUAACCAGAAAGAGCGCGAGAACGGGCCGCUGGCGCCCAUCAACGUAAACUGGAAGUCACAACCGUUUGGCAGGCCGCUUCCCAGCCCUACUCUGACUAAAGGUAGACAUGGGCAUAGACACCGGGAUUCUAUCAGUAAACCGCACUUAAUUAAACCUUUAGGAAGUGGUGUACAUGAAGCCAAGUCUGUCAAAGGAAUGAAAUAUAACCCGGCGUUGUACAGAUGGGAGGGCAACGAAAACGCCACUGCGGCGUUUGAUAUGCCCCCUCCAAUGACGCCGUCCAAGACCUCCCUCGCCCUCAUCAGCAACAUCGGCGGCGUGAGCGGCGCUCAAGUCGUCGGGUCCAUGGUCUUCGAUCCGCAGCGAAUGUGCUGGCUGAAGUUGACUUCCCCCGCCUCCGGCAAGCCCGGCACCCCCACUGUGGCGCAUGACGAAGACGACGUGUUUGCGGGCCUGGAGGACCUCGACGAUCGACCGCCGAAGUCAAGCGCGGCGUCCCGCACGGUGUCCGCGGGGGCGGAUCCCGGAGACGACAAGAGCGGUGAUUCCUCGGAUGAAUGGCCCAUCACUGAGGAAUUCGACGUGGGGCCGGAGUUUAUCAGGAGACAGCGGGCCGAGGAGGAGAAGUGGAGGAGGAAGGUGAACAAGUGGGUUAGCGAAGACCGCAAGAAACUUGGAGAUGAGUGGAGAUGGGCGAUCCGGGACUUGGUCAAGACGGAGGUCUGUUUGGACACUCCAAUGUCGGACGUCUGUUGA